UGCGAAUUGAUCUGGCAAUAGUUUACAUCGAGUACUUGCAUCUGGCGUCUUGCCGCCAAAUGUACUUGCUAUCGAUAUUAUCGGGUAGUGGUUGGCUAUCGAUAGAAAUAUAGUGUGAAAUUUUGCGGUGUCCAAGGCAGCGGUAUUGUGCUUAAACAAGACAUCAAUUAGCAAGUGCAAACUGAAUGAGUGCAGUGCAUAAAAUAUUCAAAGAACACUUUAACGAAAUCAACAAUAUAUUGGCAGCGUUUAAAGCUGUCAAUAAUAGUGCAAAACGAACACCACGCAAACAAACAGCACAAAUGCAGCGCAAAACAUCGCAACGAAGACGAUGGAUGAUGCCCGAGCUCAAAUCAAUAAAAACAACAAUAAGGGCUGUGCACAAAUAGCAAUUGAACAUAUUAAAACCAGUGAAAACCAAUAACAAAUAACGCACAAACAUUUAAGCAACUAAGCAAAUAGAACUCGUAGUUUAAAACUGUACAAUUAACAAUAGUUUACUUUGUGACAAAAAAAAAAGAGCAUCCCAUCACAAAAAGAAAAUCAAUUUCUUUAACAACAGCCAUCAAGCAACCCAAUCUUCACCAUGUUCAAUUUCCAUAAACCACGCGUCUAUCGCUCAACGGACGGCUGCUGCAUUUGCCGUGCCAAAUCGAGCAGCUCCCGCUUUACGGCAUCGCGCAAAUACGAAAAGGAAUCGAUGCAAUGCUUUAAUCUGCAUGAACCUCGUAACGGUGAAAUCUGCAAUGCAUGCGUCCUGCUGGUCAAACGCUAUAAGAGGCUGCCUGUUGGCAGCAAGCGCCAUUGGGGACAUGUGGUCGAUGCUCGCGCCGGUCCCGGCACUAAAUCUCUCGCCAAGCAAAAGAAACGAGAGAACGAAUGUGAGGCUAAGUCAGGUGGCAGUGGCUCUUUUAUACCCGAGAAAUUCGCCAAGAUAUUCAAAAAGAAUCGCAAGGGUAAAAUAACAGCAGCAGUAGCGCCAUCUGCAGCCAGUCAACAGCAGCGCAAUGGCAACAGCCAUGAAAGUUCACCCCAUUCCGAGGAACAGCCGAGCGAUUCCAAUGAAAGCUAUGACGAACAUGAGCAGCAUCUCCAACAACAACAACAGCUGAUCGUCUGCACAGCCGCAACUCCAUAUCAGACGCGUAAACGCACCGCUGCAGCAGCGCAGCUGGCUACAGCUUCGGUCCUGAAAAAGAGUGUUGCACAACGUCUGCGGCUAACAGGCAGUAAGCGCCGGCGUAUGCUGGAACCAAAAAAAAAUCGACGCGCCGUCGAUAAUGUGCCGUUCUUCGAGGAGCACGACCUGCUUCGGCUAGACGUAUGCUGCGGCACCGUCUUUCAGAGUCUCAGUCUGGGCGGCGCCUGUUACAUAAUCGAUCCGGAGCUGUACAAGCCCUGCGAGAAACAUCGCAGACGCAGGCAACAACAGGAUCAAAGGGAACUAGAACAAGUUUCGAUGGUGCAGGCGGAACUGGAGUCAAAGCCAGUGAGUCAGAGCAUCAGCACUCCGGCAUUAAAAAAGCAUCAUUUGUAUUUUAAGCGGCAAUCGGAAUCAUUUCCACAGGGCGAAAUACAUAGAAUAAGUCCAAUUCCAUUGAAUAAGACUGAGCCAGCAACAAUAACUGUACAACAACAGCAACAUUCCACAGCCAAUGUUACGUCAUCAGCAUUGCACUCGAACAUCUUAACUACCGCUGUGGGUGCUGCCUCGCCCUCAUCGUUGUCUUCCUCAUCCAAUUGCUCUACUUCCUCCUCGGUGGCCACCAAAUUCAAUGACAACUCCUCGGACUCAGGCUUCGAUGAACAUGUGCUCGACCGCAAAUCUGUGAGUCCGCCAACGCAGGAUGAACAGCAGCUGGAGAAAAAGCCACGCAGCACCAGCAGCAGCGUGCAACGCUUAAUACUGGCCAGUGGUCUGCCUAUUAGCGGACAGACACAAAACCUGGUGCUGACGGGCAACGAGUUUACCGCUCGCUUCGUUCAACGGCAGCAGGCGCACAAAAUAAAUGUGCUGACGGCAGCAGCAGUAGCAGCACCAGCAGCAGGAGCAGGAGCAGCACCAGCAACAACAACAACAGGAUCUCAAAGUAAUGGCAAUAAAAUGCGUGCAAUAUAUAACAAUGCAAACACAAUUCAGCAUGAAAAUGGAGUGACCACAAUUUUGCCAGCUUCCUCGCUGGCGGCCACAAACCAAACGGCAGCCAUGAAUGCUAUAGCGCCCAGCACGGUAACCAUAACGCCAGCCAAGAAACCAAAUGCAACAGCUGCAGUAGCCUUAGCAGCCGCGGCCAAUCCCAAGUUUAUACUGCUAAAGCCAGCGAUUGGCAAAUUUGGCGGCAGUAACAGUCAGGCGAAUCCGCCGGCAGCUGAGAUCAAAAUAGCUUAAAGAAGAGCGAGCACUCGUUGGGGCAAGCCGCACGCUAAAUGCCCUUGCAGAGAGAGCUAUUGCUACAAUUUAAAACAAUUUGAUGCAUUCGAAGACAAAAUAAGUUUCUGAGAGACUAAAAUGCAUAGAAAUUGAUAGAAUUAGACAUACAGUUGCCACUAGUUAUAAAGUGCCGCUGCAAGGGCAUCAAAAAGGCUGCCAUUAUGUUAAAUGUAUACACAAAAAGAAAUGAAAUGAAAAGCAAAAACCAAUUACAUAGCCAUGUUAACUGGCUGUUAAAAACAAACCUUGUUGAUUUACAUGCAUAUUGUAGCGAGUAUUUACUGUAAGUGGUAAGAAAAAGAAACUGGCGCAAACCGUUGUAUAUACAUUAUAUAUACAUAUUUAGAUAUAGGACACAAUCAAUUCGUUUCAUACAACAUACAUUUUACUUUAGCAUUUAAUCAAUUUUUUUUUAUCUUAAAUAUUUUGAACAAUUACGUUGUAAGCCCUCUUACUCAAUACCAGCAGCUGUUGCUUACACUUACACAUAUUUAAAAAACAAAACAAUUACCUUAAUAUUUACACUUACAUUUAACUUUUACGUUUACAUAGCAUUUACAUUUAGUUUAUGUACAUGUAUACAUUUUGCUAGUUUUACAUGCACUUGGUUGUGCUCUCUUCAUUAAGUUUAACAGGCUUUUGCCUAGCAUAGCCAUCUCGCUCGCUAGCUCUGCUCAAUUUAACAGCGUGCUGUUAGGCGAGCAGCCGCUAUGUUAAGUCCGCGUCUGCUGUUCAAAGUUUAUAUUAAGAAAUCAAGCCCGCUCUUAAGUACUUUGAAGUACAAUCAACUUAUUAAGCAAUAUAAAUAAAUAUAAAAAAUAAAAUUAAUUUAAGAAACACAUGCCACAUGCCCAAACGCAUGCCACAAAUUGUAGCCUUAGUAAAUGCGCCUAGAAAACAAAAACAAAAGAAAAAAAAAACAUUUUAUUGCAACGUUUUGUGUGUUGAGAUCCUCUGUGACAAAAGGAAAAGAAAGGAAAAGCAAUGUUUUUUUAAGAUAAAAUUAAAAUUAAAUAAACAU
Molecule: messenger RNA, 3452 nt
Organism: Drosophila hydei
Lineage: Eukaryota; Metazoa; Arthropoda; Insecta; Diptera; Drosophilidae
Exons: 4
Coding region: 587-2389 (600 amino acids)
Biological process (GO): negative regulation of cell migration
Source: RefSeq, a predicted model, not a curated record